Eufriesea mexicana is the source of this 1181-nucleotide messenger RNA. RefSeq names its product sodium/bile acid cotransporter 7. Gene Ontology annotation, cellular component: plasma membrane. The transcript has 6 exons. Bases 172 to 1179 code for a protein of 335 amino acids. The record is from RefSeq and is a predicted model, not a curated record. Lineage: Eukaryota; Metazoa; Arthropoda; Insecta; Hymenoptera; Apidae.
AUAGGAUCAUAGUACAUAUAGUAUUUUGUCCAAAUGUGCACGCACAAAAUUUUUUAAAGGAGACAGUGCAUGAAAUUUUCUCAAAGAAGACUCAGAAAAACUGCUACACUGGCUGAUUUUGCUCGUAGACUGAUGUACUCUGUUUUUUUACAAAAAUGGCACAUAUAUUAAAUGAAAAUGCAAAAAAGUCAUAUACAGGAUGUUCAACCAAAGAAGAAACAGAAUGAACUUUUACAUAGAUAUGGAUAUUUUUUAUCAAUGCUUUUAUGUAUGAUGCUUGCCUCUAUUAAACCACAUUUUGGUAAAACAAAUGGUAUUUUAAAUGGAAAUGUUAUUAUACGAUAUUUUGCUGUUCCUUUAACAUAUUUAGAAGCAGGCUUAUUAUGUGAUCCAAAAACCCUUUAUUUAACAUUAAGCAAUGGCUCUCUCUUAAUAUUUACAAUGACAUUCAUAUACAUUUUAAUGCCCUUCCUGAUGAGACUUGGAGUAUGUUUAUUGACUUAUGCUAAUGUCAAUGUGUGGUUACUGAAAGGAAUGGAAGUACUUUACUGUAUGCCACCUCCAUUUAAUACAAGUUUUGUUUUAUGUCGAUUGGCACAAGCAGAUUUAUCAACGAGUAUUGUAAUAACUUUGGUAUCUCAUUUUGGUGGACUAUUUAUAUCUCCAAUAUUAUUAUACUUUGUGUUAGGAGCAUCUACACCGCCUUUGGUUGGUGUAAACAUAAUAGAAACAAUUUAUAGUACAAUUUUACCAUUAGUCAUUGGAGUUAUGAUUCAAACCCUCAUUUUAAAAUAUGAUAUUUGUCCCAAAAUUAAAUCACCUUGGUUUUCUCAAGGAUUACUAUUAGCUACAGCAUAUCAUUGGUUUUGUGAUGCUGUAUUAGUGGAUGCAUCUUCUUUACAAGCUACUGAUGUAUUAUUAUGUGUAUUGAUUGCUUGCGUGGGACAACUAUUUGUUAGCUGCUUGUGUUGGAUUUUGUGCUCUCGGUGGUUACCUCGGAAUAUCUUGUUAGCCGCACUUUUUACGAGUACUCACAAAUCGGUUGGUCUUGGCAGCUGGGUUUUACGUGGUGCUUACCAUGGUUCAGCUCAUGGUCCAGCAGUAAAUUUACCAUUAUCUAUACUACCAGUUGCACAAUUAUUGUUAGGUAGUUUAUUAGCUGGUUGGUUAUCUCCAUAAUA